AUGCAAUCCACCAUGCGCAACGUCUUCUUGGACGAAGAAUCGCGCAAGGGAUGGAAGGGACGCAUAGCUGGUCGAGGAUUUGCCAUGGCAACGACCGCGUCUGACAUCAUCUGCCACAGCUGCUACGAGCCGGGGCACAUCAGGAGGAACUGCCCCAAGAUCAAGAACAGGGCGAAGAAGAAAACGAAGCCCGCCGGAGCUACCAAGUGGUGCUCCAAGCACAACACCACGUCUCACUCGGACGAGGAAUGCUACCAGCAAGGAGGAAAGCGCCCGGAAGACACCAAGGACUCAAGUAAAGCAUUCACCGCGUGCUCCAACUGCACUCACUGCUCGUCGGCGUCCAACAAGCACGACUCAAACAAUGAAGUGGCAGUUGUCGACUUCACCCGGGACGAGGACGCCUUUGACAGCGGCUUCAUGUUCGGCACGUGUUCCCGCAUCUCAGGACGCAACUUCGCCGCGAGCUCCACCGGGGUAGGCCUGCUGUCCGCCGCGAGCUCCACCGGGGUAGGCCUGCUGGUAAACACGGGAGCAUCGGAGACCAUGUUGGACAAUCGCCUCAUCCCCGACGGAAACCUCCACGAUUACACCCAGCGAAACUCUCCAAAGAUCGUGGGCGUGGCCGGAGGAAGACAACUCAAAGGCACGGCCACGGGCAUCCUACACUGCACCGUCAAGGACAAUCGAGGACAGCAAUUGCGCGUGCGGAUUCAGGGAUUCAUCGUUCCGGGACUUGGUCGCAACAUUUUUUCGCCCACCUCCCUCCUGAAAAAGGGAUUGCGCUGCGUCGUCGAAGAGAGCACUCCGCACCUUACUUUCCAAGGCAAGGUGAUUCCACUCACACAAGAUCCGCGAGACCAAGGCAUGUGCACCCUCGACAUCACGUUCGAGCAGAACGUCCAGCCAUCUGGCACGAAAUCCCUCGUGCCCCACCAGAAGCAGUCACAGACCCACACGGCGAACGCCGUCUGCUUUACGCUAGUGAGCGCGGACACCUGGCACAGGAGGCUUGGACAUCUCAAUGCUCGGAGCCUGGACAUCCUUCGGAAGGACACGGGUACCGGGGUGGACUAUCGCGACAGUCUCUCCCCUUGCGGGGUCUGCCAGAUCGCGAAACACAAGCAGUCCCCCCACCCGAAGCAAUCGACUCGCGAACUAUCACGGCCUGGGCAGCUUGUGGUCAUCGGCAACAUGGGGCCUGUGAAUCCACCUGCGAAAUAUAAAGGAGGCUCCUUCCCGUACGUGCGCAAGAUCACCGACGACUACACGAAGAUGAAAAAAGUGUACCUGCUUCGCAAGAAAUCUGACACCACCGAGGCGGUGCACACGUACAACAUGUGCGUCGUAGCGGCAGGAGGCUACCGGAUCGAGACUAUCCGCUGCGACAAGGGAGGCGAGAACACCGGAUGGAUCCGAAUUUCGGGACUACUGCAAGAAUUCAGCUAUAUCAAGCUCGAAUUCGCCGCCACCAACACCCCUCAACAAGUUGGUGUAUCGGAACGGGACGGACAAACCCUGGCCGGAGUCAUCCGGUGUCUUCUGAAGGAUGGAUAUUUUCCGCCGUCCAUGUGUGGGGAGUUAAUGCUGCCUGCAGCAUACCUGUUGAACAGGUCCCCACACUCAGCACUGGGAGGAGCUNUAGCGGCAGGAGGCUACCGGAUCGAGACUAUCCGCUGCGACAAGGGAGGCGAGAACACCGGAUGGAUCCGAAUUUCGGGACUACUGCAAGAAUUCAGCUAUAUCAAGCUCGAAUUCGCCGCCACCAACACCCCUCAACAAGUUGGUGUAUCGGAACGGGACGGACAAACCCUGGCCGGAGUCAUCCGGUGUCUUCUGAAGGAUGGAUAUUUUCCGCCGUCCAUGUGUGGGGAGUUAAUGCUGCCUGCAGCAUACCUGUUGAACAGGUCCCCACACUCAGCACUGGGAGGAGCUACGCCAUACUCGAAGUUGCACAAUAAGUCACCUGAUCUCUCGGGACUUCGGGUUAUUAGAGCGCGCGCCUUCGUACACCACGAGAAAUACCGAAAGAAGCUGGACGACAGAGCUUUCGAAGCCAAGCUAUGUGGUUUCGGCCUCGACAGCCAGACCUACCGGGUAUUGAAUCCAUCCAACGGGGCCGUGGUCGAGAGCCGGAAUGUGACUUUCAUCGAAUCUCCACCCCGCUCAGUGCCCUUCCAGUAUUCCACUGAAGCAAACGGAACGAACUCCUUCGGCAAGAAGUCCGGAAGAUGCAGCAAGACAAUCUCUCUCGGGAGAAGCUUCUCCUAG
Messenger RNA from Ectocarpus sp. CCAP 1310/34, 2271 nucleotides. The record is from the annotation of a GenBank genome assembly. Lineage: Eukaryota; Phaeophyceae; Ectocarpales; Ectocarpaceae.